Molecule: messenger RNA, 4552 nt
Organism: Pieris napi
Lineage: Eukaryota; Metazoa; Arthropoda; Insecta; Lepidoptera; Pieridae
Gene: stx
Product: midnolin homolog
Exons: 5
Coding region: 171-2297 (708 amino acids)
Cellular component (GO): nucleus
Molecular function (GO): protein binding
Source: RefSeq, a predicted model, not a curated record
GGGAAAUCGACGAUGGAGAUUGGUCACACCGACGGCCACAUCAAAUCUGGGGUCUAGCGUGUGACCCUGUUAAUUUUUUCCUACAAUAAAAUAGCUGUGUAAUUCUAGUGAAGUUCUGCUUUGACUAAAUAGAAAUACAGUAAGAUUAUAGUGUUAUUUAUGUGUAUAAUAUGGAACGUGCAACAGGAACAGAGGUGUUCGGGUGUGGCUCAACCCAUUCCUCGGACAUAACGCUGAAUAUACAAACGACGACUGGUGGUAAUUUCUCCAUUAGUGUGAACUGUAAAAAUUCAGUGGAGUACCUGAAGAAACUCGUUUCGAGGAAAUUGAAAGUGUCCAAGGAUCGAAUAUGCUUGUUACAUCGCGAAAGACAACUUAUUGAUGGGACUUUAGAAGAAAAUGGCCUACUGGAUGGGUCGCGUGUCAUUUUGCUGCCGAGCGUCGAAACUGGACUCUUGACACAUAGAUCAGAGAACUCAGUAAUGCAAGCAUUAGAAACUUUAAAUGACAAUCAAGUGAAUGACUUUUUGAGUGGAAGGUCACCCUUGAAUCUUACCAUGAGGCUAGGGGACCACAUGAUGCUAAUACAGCUACAGUUAUCAACCCUCAACUCUAGUCGUUCAUUGAGAAAUUCAGCUAAAACCUCUCAAGCAAAAGCUGAGUCCAAGGAAGCAACUAAUUCCCAAGCUUCUGCCCAAAAGGCUCAAGCAGACACUGCCUCUUCUAGUAAAGACAAACACAAAGAGGAGUUACGUUUUGAAAAACACGAUUUAGAUUUAUUGCAAAAUGCUUUUGACUUGUACAGAUCUAUGGCUGAAGAGAAGUAUGGUGACAAAAGUGACACAAACAAAGAGGAUGGAAAUUCCUCAAAUUGUACUUUGUCAGAUCUAGCUGAAACCUCUGGGGAAAGUGAUCAGUCACCUAUUAAGUCCCUAUCAAAUCUGGUGUCUAGUCCAAUACACUCUACCCCUGAGAACAGAGAUGCUAAGGCUAUUGCAAAUUCAGUGAAAAGCAGCCUGCUUGACUUGUUAUCAAAUAAAUCUUCCAUUGAUAUGCCUUCUACGAGCUCAUGUGACAAGCCAUGUGCUUCUACAACACACACUGAUAGUUCUAUGAGUGAUGAUAGUGAUAAUUUUACAGAGCAAAGUUCAUUUCUUGCCGAGAAUACAAUAGAUGAAUAUCCUAUGGAGAAUUUAUUUAACAGUGCAGUUGACAAAGGCCUAUUUACUGAACAUGACGAAACAAUGAUGGACCGUGAGAUUUCUAACUUAGCCACAACCAGCCAUGGCACACAAGAAACCACAGCAGGACCACUGCCGUCAUUCCAGAGCAUCAAUGAGCCAUUGAAAAAUAAGCGUUUUCAAUAUUUACUUCACAAGACAUCAAAGUUUAAGCAUCCUAUCAGUCAGAAUAAGCAGAAGGCAUUUUUGCAAGUGGCAAAUAAGAAAAGAAGCAUACAAAUAGAAAGUGUCACUCCACAACCGUCUACCUCAAAGUCAGAGCCUUCAGUGACAAAGAUUGCUACGGGCAGUCAGACUGAAAUAUAUGCAAUACCCUCGACUUCUAAGCAAACACCUAUCGCAUCCACAUCAAGUGAUGAAAUUCCUGUUAUAGACACCAGUGCUCUUAAAGAAGCAUCCAGGAGCCUCACUCAAAAGCUACGGAAACUCUCAAAGGAGGUUUUGACAAAAAAAAUUGAUAUCAAGACAUUAGAACAGUCAGUGCGCUCCAAAAUUAGUCCGGGUGCUGUUAUUGAGUCUAUGAAACAUCACGGCCGAGGAAUUUAUUCUGGAACAUUUUCUGGUACAUUGAAUCCUGCCCUUCAAGACAGAUAUGGCCGACCAAAGAGAGAUAUAUCCACCAUCAUACACAUUCUAAAUGACUUGCUGUGUGCCACGCCACCUUUAGGACAGAGGGAUUUGAAACACAGCUGUAGUGGCCAACUGGACGACAAAUGCCCAAAUUGCAGUCAAGCGACCUGUUCCUACGGUCAAUGCGAUGGACAUCCGUCCACAUCAAGAAAGUCAUGUACAUGUGCCAAGGAAUGCCACUGUAGCCGUUUAAACCCACCAGUUUGUGCAAACUGCGAAGGCAAAAACGAACUAUGCCAAAAGUGCACACUGGCCAAAACUCUAGCGAUCGAAAAUACCAAAACAAAAUGCAAAUUGGAGCAAUUAAGGCUGGUUAUGCAGCAGAAGAAGCAAAGAAGAGAGGCUCGCAAACUCAAGACUCUGCCGUACAAACCCCCUAAGCCGAUACCAACUCCUGAACAGGAAGAGAUUGAAACUAUCGCUUAGUGAAUUAAUCUAUACCGAGACAGCACAGCAGUAUUAUAUUGCUUAAUCUUGCUUUUCGUCACUUUAACAUUUGCAUCAAUAUUUAUAUGAUUGAAGUUGAUAAGUCUUUUCAGCAUACUUCUGCAAUUCAUCGAGUUACUUCUUUUUUGACAGGAUUUUAUUGUAAGCAAACAAAUCAAACCUUCAAUCAUAUAAACAUUGACCAUGGUGCUAAUUAUGAUACAUACACCUAAAUAUGUCUAAAUUAUCAGUUGUUCCUUUGUUUUAAUCCGUUAAGUAGAACUAUUUGUUUUUUAAUCACAUUUUGUUUGGUUUUUGUAUCUACCAACAUGAAAUAAUAUCUCAAUGCCAAUCAAAGUUGGUUGGUUCAUUGGUUCACCAUUAAAUCACUAAACGGUAUAUUUAAUUUAAUAUUUUUAUCAUACUUUUGGCAGAUAUUUUUAGUAAAAAAUAUCUGUCAUCAAAAUUAGCACCAACAGCAUUUUGUUUGCGGAUAACAAGUUGGAUUGAGGCGUUCUUAUUUUGAAAUUGUGACGUAUUUUAUAUUGGCAAUACUGUCUAAAACUGCCCAAUCAGCUUUCUAAAGUGCAGUGACGACAUCCAUGAAUAAUUUUUAAUCUGUGAUAGAUAUCACCUUUUAAAAAUCUACAACCCACUGCUUAGCGAGCUACCCAACUGAGAUGUCAAUUAAAUAUGCUUAAAACUAUCUCUCUAUACAGCGUAUAUAUUUAAUUGACUCUUGUUGAAUAUAUUCUAAAUUACCAUAUUUUAAUGAGUUAUGUAGGCGUAAAUUAAGUGUUGCAUGUACAAAUAAUAGUUAAUUAGCAAAUAUUAGCAUGUAUAGAUUCUGAUUGUUGCCUGGUGCGGUCGACAUGUUUCGCUAGUACAAGUUUAUAAAGGCAUGUAAAAAAUUAAAAAGAAAGUUCCAUAUUUAAAAAAUAGUUUCACUGUUUCAAGAUUCGAAUUGGGGUCACAUUCAGAGGUCAUUCACCUCAUACGUAUUUUUUUUUCAUUUAAAAAAAUAGGCGGUUUGAGAUUCAAAUUUGGAAUUACCUUUCAGAGCUCCUAGACGCUAACAGUGGAAAAAGGUUUUAUUGUUAGAUUUAGAUAAUUUGGUUGUGGUGUAAUGAUUGUUGCACUUUUAAAACUUAUACUAGCGUGACGGUAUCUUUUGUUGUUAUUUUUUAUUACUUUAUCGGGGUCCACAUUUUUCGACAUUUUGUUUACUUUAUUUAGUUAUUUUUAGACAAAUGCUGUUAAAGUACACUUUGGAAUAAGUUUUGUAUAAAUUUAUAGUCACUGUAGAGCAUGGAGCGUUUCUAUAUGGUUUGUUUAGUUUUAAUUCCAUGUCUUAUUAAUUUCUACAUUGGCACUGUUAUUUUUAGUUUGUUUAUUUCAAAAAUGUUUAAAAUAAAUGUUUCCUUACUCACCUUAUUUGUUUAGUUUUUUUUAAGCUCCAUUAAAAGCUAGAUUUGACACAGUUGAGAGCAAGCUUGACAGCGAAACAUAUCUUCUGACAUUAUUAAAGUCAAUUCAGUCAGGUUCGUAAUUCGACUAAACAUACGACGUUUUCAUUUUGAACCAGUGUUUUAUUGAACUCCAUUGACUUAUUUCGUGUCAGAAGACUUUGAUAUCUACCCUAAAUUAUAAAUAGGAUUAAAGCUUUGUAUAUUAUAGAACUUAAGAGUGCUUUGAACUCAUUCAGUUUACCUACAGACAAAAGAAAUAUAUUGUAAUAGAAUCGAAAUAUACCUGUCGGAUUCAUCGGAGAAAUGAGGUCAGAAUUAUAUUUUGUUAAGGAUAAUAUACUUUUAUUUAGCUUCAGAAAUCGCCGUUUAAAAUCACAUAAAUGCCUUACGAUAAGCUUAUUUUAUUUAAUAAACAUAGACAUUUGUUUAUAAGGAUUUAUGCAUUGUCUUCCGUGCUUCGCGUCUACACAUUAUCCGCAAAAUCCUGUCUUGGUUGGGACCAAGAGAUCCAUUUCGAAAAGCAAUAUUUUACUCCCGAGUGAAAAAAGUGCCUAUUAAUGUGUAGAAUUUGUGUUGUGCCAUAAUUGUACGAGUAUUCUUAGGUUUUUAACUUUUCCUAAUUUUGUGGUAAUCGGAUAAAUGGUAAUUUGUAAAUAAGGAUUUUGUUUGUUACCGCUAACUAGCUAUAUAUUUUGUUACGAUAUAUUGACUAGACUAAUCGGUUUAAGAUCGCAAAUUGUUUUCCUUGUAUUUCGCAUGUAUAGUGAGAAUAAAAUUACUUAACUA